Frieseomelitta varia is the source of this 3713-nucleotide messenger RNA. RefSeq names its product nose resistant to fluoxetine protein 6-like. The record is from RefSeq and is a predicted model, not a curated record. Gene Ontology annotation, molecular function: acyltransferase activity, transferring groups other than amino-acyl groups. The transcript is spliced from 13 exons. The coding region runs from base 285 to 2459 and encodes 724 amino acids. Lineage: Eukaryota; Metazoa; Arthropoda; Insecta; Hymenoptera; Apidae.
ACUCCUGAACGGGCAGUCCUUCCCCGAUCGUCGUAUCUCCAUGGUCGGUGCUCUCGUGUAAAUAAAUUGUGUGCUCCUAUCUCGAUACGGGUUGUCUCGUCGCGAACUUCGUCUCAGCUUCGCGUUCAGCUCCGCCGUGUACUCUCCGACACACGGAGAGCAUUAUUCGGCAGUGUCGCGACGUGUAUUUUUUAUCACGACGUUCGGGUAGAUCUCCGAAUUUGGGCCUCGAUAGUGAAUUUUAUUACACUGAUUUAAUAAUAAACGUUUCAGAGCCGUGAGACAUGCAACACGAAAAGAUAUCGUCGUGGGCAUGGUUGUCCUUAUUCUUGUUAACUAUUUUUCACCCGCCGGCUCAGGGAACCGCGGAAACUAUGAGGCAGAUGUUCCCAGCGUACGCGCUUAUGGAGAACAUCGAUCUUGUGAAUUCGAGCAGAUGCCGGGCAGAGAUGGAAGAAUUUCGCAACGGAGUGGAUAACAAGAUACUUUGGAGUCUGAGAGUGUUGGACAGCAACGGAAUGCCGUCGUCGGGAUUCGUCAACGGGAACAAUUUUUGGAUCGGAGAUCGCCAAAAUUGCAAGCUCCUCUCUGAGAAUCACACUCUGCUGUUCUCGGAAGAUGUACGAAAGAACAACUCGAUAUACCGAAAUCCGAAGGAGGAGUUUCCACCUUUCAAGGUGCAUUUCUUCGCUGCUCGUAUACGGCACAACAGUACUCUCCAGUAUCAUACGGAAGUUAUGAUGAACGAGAACUUGAUCACACUCGGAUUUUGUCUGCCGGCGUCCUGCACUAACCACGAUAUAGCCACGAUGCUGGAGAAAGUGUUGAACGAGAGGAAACUUUUGAUCGGAGAGCUUUUUUCCGCGAAUUUCGAGAUAAUUGAAAUCACCGAUUUGGUGGAUGAUCAUCAAUGGCUUUUCUCUGCGAAGAUAAUCUUCAUCGUGGGAUUUUUGGUACUGUUUUGCGGUCUUGUGGCAGUGGCCACGGUGUACGACGUUCUCAUUCAUAAAAAACGCACGAAGAACAAGAAGGAAAUCUUCAACUUUGAAAAUAACAACACGAACAGUAAACCCCGAGAUACGAGCGCCGAUGAACUGAAGAACGAGAUAGAAGAGAAAUGCGAGACCGACCAAGAAGACUCAGUAUCCCCGAAAUCGAAGUCGCCGAGCAACGUCAUGGAGUACGUUCUCUGUUUUUCGUUCGUCACGAACACACGGCAAAUAUUUAAAGCGGAAGAAAGCGCAGACAAUGUGCGUAUAUUCCACAGUAUGAAAGUGUUGGGAAAUCUAUGGAUUAUUCUGUGCCACAUAAUCUUCUACACGACUCACAUCACAGCGAAUAAGACGAUCGCUUACGCAUUAAGCGACACUCUAGCGGCACAAAUUCUGGCCAACGGGACGCUCUCCGUAGACACGUAUUUCUUUAUAAGCGGUUUCCUAUUGACGUACAUAUUUUUUAAGGGGCAAUCGAAAGAUAAGAAAGUCCCGUCUCUACCAGUAAGGAUAAAACAAUAUAUCGAACUGUUCGUCAAACGAUACAUCAGGCUCACGCCCGCGUAUUUCGUUGUUAUAUUGUUGGCGAUAUUCUAUUUCACAUGGAAGGAUCAAACCUCGAUAAUUCUUCCCGUGGAACGAGUGAACGUUGUAUGCUCGAAAUAUUGGUGGACCAAUAUGCUUUAUAUCAAUAACUUGUACCACUGGAACGAUAUAUGUCUCAGCUGGAGUUGGUACCUGCCCAAUGACAUGCAGUAUUUCUUGUUCGGCAGUUUUCUCCUCCUUUUAUCGGACACGCAUUGCAAUACCGCCGUAAGCUUAGGCGUCGUUACGUUAUUUUCAUCGUUGGGAUCAAUCCUUUACUUCUCGUACACUUUGAACUUUGUACCUACGCUGGACAAACAAUACAGUACGCUGACAGAUCUUUACAUACGACCGUGGGUUAGGAUAGUACCAUAUCUCGUAGGAAUGGCCAUAAGUUACCUUCUCAUAAAGUGGAAUUACAAGUUACAUUUAUCAAAAAAAAGUUUAAUCGUUGGUUGGGCCUUGUCGAUUUUGUGUAAUUGUUCGAUUCUAUUCGGGCUUACGGACAAGAAUAUACCUUUCAGUCUGUCCAUAAUUUAUUCAACUUUAAGCAGAACAGGCUGGUCUCUUGGCAUUGCGUGGCUCGUAGUUGCAUGCUGCACGAAUCACGGCGGUAUUAUAUGCAAAUUCCUAAGCUCAGAUUUUUUCGUUCCUCUGAGUAGAUUAACGUAUUGCGCUUAUCUCGUGAACCCUUUUGUGAUAUUAGGAAUUUGUGCGUCACGUAGUUUUCCUGAUUAUAUUGAUUAUUACAAUAUAGCUGCUUUCUUUCUAACAGUGAGUGUUAUAUCUUACAUAAUUGCUUUCUUAAUAUCCGUAACGACAGAAGUGCCAUUUAUAAAACUUCUCCGAUUAUACAAUAACCGGCAGAAAAGAAUGAAAUGAGUGAUAAGUAUCUCUAAGUCUUUUAAUUAAUAAAUCAGCGAAAAAAGAAAAUCACUUUUUCGUGUGCAUUCAAAAUUUUCGAGAUAUUCCAUUUUACUACGAUUCCAUUUUUCUUCGAUUUAUUGUUUAACGAAAACAAUAGCAUUCAUGAUUUUAUUUAAUAUUUCAUAAUACCUGGGAAUGAGGAUCAAGCUAUAAAAUCAUUUGCGCAGAAAUUGUAAACGUUCUUUUUUUCUUUAUCAACGAGCAUUUUGUACAUAACGAAAUGGUUCGCACGACGAAAGAAGAAGCUUAUAUACAAAUAACUACAAAUCACUAAAAGAUGAUAACAAAUCUUUGCCGUGCUAUGAGUGAACUGGGGAAUGUAGCCUAGGAGGUGCCGGCGAUGUCAUGGAUCGACUUGCGCGACUGGCCUGUUCACGGCGACCUUCCUCCAGUUGUUUCUCGAGUUGCUCCUUCAAGACUAGCAAUUCUCUUGUUCGUUGAUAAACAGGAUCCUUAGAAAGCACAGUAAAAAAAAAAAUGCUUAAACGAUAAUUGAAAUUUCUAUGUAAAUUAAGCUAGAGCAUUUUGUAUACCUGCUGUCGCAUACUGGGAUUCCAUCUACAAUACAAACUUUUCCACGGUUUAAUGUAUCUCAUGCUAGCGAUUGGCAUUAGAACAAGCUGAUAAUUGGGAGCAGCCCAGUACAAAGGAUUUUGAUACAACGAUAACUGGCUAUUCGUGUACGACCAUAACGAAACAGUUUUGUGUUUCACUUGUUCUUGGACUCUUUCGCGUUCGCUGUAGACGUAUUUAUAGACAAUGAUUAUGAUAGACAUAUAAUCUACCGAAGAUGUUUAACAUACCUGCUGAAUAGAAAUGUGCCAAAUCUACAAGAGUAUAAAUGAUCAAGUAUAGUGAUUAGAAAGUGUUCGUUAAACUCGAAUGCAUUGGGAAACUGACGACUUAUUUGCCACACACAAUCCAUGAACUGCAAAAAUACUGGAGAUCUAUCCGCAUCGCUGUGAUGCUCAUCUCCAUGACCGAUUCUCUAAAAUAUAAUUAUUAAAAUUACAACGCUUUGAUUCGUAAUACCCAAUUUGGCCGCAUAUCAUUGCAUACCUGCUGAAACUUAUGACCAAAACUAAGCCAUUCUUUUUCUAUAAGCACUUCAAAACCUUUGAUGGUUCUGUAAUACGGAUCUAACAUUAACAUGGCAAGAGCUGUGAGCUGUAAACAGUUAUGAAUAUUAAAAGUACAUUAUGAUUAAAA